This is a messenger RNA of Tetrahymena thermophila SB210, 4098 nucleotides long. Its product is annotated as ABC transporter C family protein. Gene Ontology annotation, molecular function: ATP hydrolysis activity; ATP binding; ABC-type transporter activity. Lineage: Eukaryota; Ciliophora; Oligohymenophorea; Hymenostomatida; Tetrahymenidae. Gene Ontology annotation, cellular component: membrane. Gene Ontology annotation, biological process: transmembrane transport. The transcript is spliced from 6 exons. The record is from RefSeq and is a predicted model, not a curated record.
AUGUCAAAGUAAUAAGCUAAUUAAAAAGAAACCCCUUCUUAAGAUUCUAAAAUCAAAAGUUAAUCAUCUCCAGAAGAUUUUUACAAUAAAGAAGAUUUUGAGUAAGGAUAUGGUUUUAUAGGUAGACUUUUCCUAUUAAAUUUACUCUCUGUCGCUGUAAAGAUUAAAAAAGUUUUGAAUAAAGGACUAAACGUAAACUCUAUGCAUACUCCAAAGCUGAAAGAAAAUUAAUUGUCUUAGAAUAACUCCGAAAAAUUCAGACAAAACCUCGAUAAAAUCUUAUUAAAUGGAGAGUUAAAACCUUUGAAGGUAUGGAAAGCAUUACUAUCUGUGUUUAAAUAAAAAAUAUAUACAAUCUUUUUUUACUAAAUAUUUGACGUCAGUCUCAAGCUAUUUAAUUCUGUUUGUUUAAAUUUUUGUAUUUAAGGCUUACUUGAUAAAGAUAAUAAAACAGCUUACAUCUGGGGUGCUAUUAUGGUAAUUUCUAUGCUAUUUUCUAGUUUAUUUAGAUAAAAUGGGUGGGAGUUAGGUUUAAAUUUGAAUUCUGAAGUUAGGAGUGUAAUAAUUAACACAACUUAUAAUAAAGUUAGCUAAUUGAGUGCUAUUUCAAUCAAGUCUGCUAAUGUUGGAAAAAUCGUUAAUCUAAUUUCUGGUGACCUAAAUACCACUGAAGCUAAGUUCUUUUAUUUGUUUUAAAUGGCUAUCGCUCCAUAUACACUUGCAGUAGCUUGUGUUAUUCUUGCUUUUAGACUUGGUUUUUAUGGAUUACUCAGUAUAGUUUUUUUAAUAUUUAUCUUUCCAACUCAGAAGUUCUUCGGUAAAAGAGCUUCGAAGCAUACUGCUAAAAGAAUAUUAAAAACAGAUGAAAGAUUAAAAUUGACAAAAGAAAUUAUUGAAGGAAUUUAAAUAAUUAAGAUGUAUGGAUGGGAGAAGGCAAUCUAAAAUAUUAUUGAAAAAAUUAGAAAUGAAGAAGUCAGGGAGAUAUUCAAAGUUCAAACUCUAUAAUAUAUAGAAAAAGCUAUCUCUACUUCAUAUGUUUUAGUAGCAGCCACCUUAACAUUUAUAAUAAUAAAUUAUGAAGGUUCUGUUGAACUUAAUAGCGCUAAAAUUUUUUCAACUAUUGAAAUGCUUCAGUAUAUUAAAACAAAUAUAUUUUUGUUUUCAGGUAUAGGUUUUGGCUAUAUUUUUGAACUUCAAAUAUUCUUAAGAAGAUUUAUUGAUAUUUACAGUAUUAAAAAUAUUGUAACUCAAACUAAUCAAGGCAAAUAAUCUAAUGAUUUAAUUUAAAAUGGAAUUUUUGCUAGUUUUAAUAAUUUUAGUGCUUAUUUUAAAGAACCAAAAUAAGCCUAAGUUGAACCAAAAAAUUAAAUCACAACAAACGUUGUGACAGCUGAAUAAGUUUAAACAGAAAUAGAUGUUGCAGCAUUAAAAUAAUAGAAUGAAAAAGUAUUUCCUAUCCUUAAAGAUCUGACUUUUGAUAUUAAAUAAGGAGAAAUCUUAGGGAUAGUAGGAAAAACUGGAAGUGGAAAAAGUACACUUCUUUAUAGCUUCUUAAAGGAAAUUCCUUACUAUUUAGGCUAAUAUUAAUUCAGAGAGAAUGAUGCAAAUGGAGAAAAACUAAAAUUUGCAUACGUAGAAUAGGAACCUUAUAUUUUUUCAGCUACAAUUAGAGAAAAUAUUUUGUUUGGAAAAUCUUUUGAAGAGAAGUGGUAUCACACUGUGGUAUAAGCUUGCUGCUUAGAUCAUGACUUUUAAGUUAUUGAUAAAGGAGAUCAAACAUUAGUUGGAGAAAGAGGUGCUAAUUUAAGUGGUGGUUAGAAAGCUAGAAUAAGUUUAGCAAGAGCUUUAUAUAGCAAUGCAGAUGUCUAUUUGUUGGAUGAUCCUUUAAGUGCUGUUGACUCAAAAGUUUCAAAAUAAUUAAUAAAUAAAGCUAUAUGUGGAUUAAUGAAAGGUAAAACAGUUAUUUUGGUUACCCAUCAAAUUCAUUUUACUAAGAAUUGUGAUAGAAUUCUAAUUUUAGAAGAUGAUGGAUCUCUAAAAGUAAUUGGAAGCUUUGAAGAAGUGUUUGAAUAACUUAAAACAUUGGCAGCAAAAUAAAUAAAGUUUGAAAAUGAAGAAGAGAAGUCAAUCAAGAGUCUUGAAAAAACUUAAAUUAAAGAAAAAAAUGGAAGUUAGAAUAGUCUGAGUAGUGAGGAAGUAAAUUCAGAUUAAGAAAUAGAAAAGAAAUAAAAAAUAAAAAACAAAAUUGAAGAGAAAAAAGAUGAAAUUGUUAAUGUAAGCUUCAACACCUACACUAAAUUUUUGAAAAUUAUGAAUUCUUAAAUACUGGGAUUACCAAUUAUAAUUGUAAUACUUUUUAUAUUAGCAGAAUGCCUUUUCACAGCAUUUUAGAGAGGUCUUGGUUUGUAUGAUUCGACUUCUGAUGAUGAAAAGUCAAAAUUAUUUGGCUUUUUGAUCUUGUUUUCUUGCUCAUAUAUGAUUACUAAUGGAUUCAAAUAAGUUCUUUUUUCUUAUGGAAUCAUUAAAGAAAGCAAGUAUUUGCAUAAUUAAAUGCUCUACUCUAUGCUAAGAGCACCUUUGCUGUUUUUUGACAAGGUUUCUAGUGGAAUUCUAAUUAACAAAUUUUCUAAUGAUGUCAGCUUGCUUGAUAACUUUUUGCAUUUUACUUCAAAUGACUCCUUAGAUAUUUUAUGCAAUUUUUUUAAUUUGCUUAUUACAUGCUGUGUUUUUAAUUACUAUAUUUUGAUUCCUAGUGCAAUUGUCAUUUUUCUUUUGUAUAAAUUUUUGCUUUUCAAUAAGGACAUCAUCUUGAAAAUGAAAUAAUUGGAUCUAGCUAAUAAAUCUCCUGUCUUUGCUUACUUUUCUUCAACUUUACAUGGAAUUAUUCCUAUCAAAGUAUAUGGCUAGAAUUAAAAUUUCUUAAACAAUAUGACUGAUUUGUGCAACAAUAACUUAAGAGCUAAUUUGGCUUACUGGCUUUGUAGCAGAUUUUUUGGUGGAUUUAUAUAAAAUAUAGCUAUAAUAUGCACUGCUAUAGGUGUUUUUAUUAUUAUAUCUUUACCUUCUUCUGAUCCAACACUAUCAGCAUAAAGUCUCACUUACUUUAUGCUCAUGGCUGAUUCUGUUUAAUGGUGUCUGAGAUAAAUGUUGGCUACUGAUUCAGCUAUGUCUUCUGUUGAAAGAAUAUAAAAUUUAAUAGAUUAGCCCUCUGAAGCUCCAUUGGUUACAGAUCAUUUAAAAUAAUAAACAAAUUAGUUGGAAGUGAAAUGGCCCUAAAACGGCUAAAUUGAAUUUAAAAAUGUUAAGAUGAGAUAUAGAUAAGAACUAAAUCCUGUUCUAAAAGGUAUUAAUUUUAGCAUCAAGCACAGUGAAAAAGUUGGUUGCGUAGGUAGGACUGGAGCAGGAAAAUCUUCACUAAUUCAAGCUUUGUUUAGACUCACUGAACCUGAAGCGGGGUCAGAAAUGCAUAUAAAUGGCAUUGAAAUUCAAAAAUUAGGUUUACACACAUUAAGAUAAAGUAUUUCAAUUAUACCCCAAGUACCCUUCGUAUUUGGAGGAACAAUAAGAAGAAAUCUAGAUCCUUUAAGCUAGUACACUGAUGAAAAACUUUGGGAAGUUCUUAGAUUGGUAGAAUUAGAAUAAUUUGCUAAGCAAAAUUGUUAAGAUGGAUUAGAUACUGAUAUGGGUGCUUCUUCUUGUUCUUUUUCAGUUGGAUAAAAAUAAUUAAUAUGCUUAGCAAGAGCAUUGCUGAAAACCAAUAAGAUUCUAGUUUUGGAUGAAGCUACCUCUAAUGUUGAUAUGGAAACUGAUUAAUUCAUUUAAAAAACACUAAGAACAAAUUUUUCUGAUUAUACUAUUAUCACAAUAGCUCAUAGAUUAAAUUCAAUAGCAGACUAUGAUAAGGUCAUAGUCAUGGAUAAUGGAUUGGUAGCUGAAUAUGAUUCACCAUUCAAUCUACUAGCUAAUUCUACAGAAGAUACAUACAUAACAAAAAAUACAAUCUUUGCACAAAUGGUGAAACACACAGGAGAAAAAAAUUCAUAAAAUAUUUUCUAAACUGCUAAAAACAAAUAUAUAAAUUCUUAACUAAAUAAAUGA